AACUGUCUCUGUGACCCGGCUCUGGGGGCUCGGUCUCCGGCUCCAUAAGUAGCGUGGCCCCGCCAGGAUCCGGACACGGGGACGGCGGGUCCAGGAAAGGACGCCCACGUCCGCACGAUGUGGGACAUCCUGGAAGCCCUCCUCUUCCUGGUCCUCGCCACACUGUGGGGCCUUCAGUGGCCUCUCCCAGACAAGGGUUUCACCAUCAUCUUCCUCGUGUUCCUGCUCUGGGAGAUCCACUGGGGCCAACUGAAAUGGUUGACGACAGAAGAAACAAGAGAUAAUGUGCGUCGUCCCGAUCCGCAGCCGGAGGACGCGCCGGAAAAAGUUCUGAGGAUGUUGGAGAUAUGUGACCGAAAUCUCAAGGAAAUUCUGCAUCUCCUGAGAUGGCACGACCCGGACACGUCGUCCGAGGAAUCGGACUGCACCGUCUGCCGGCGCCGUAGCGAAAGAGCCCGGGGCCGGUCAGCGGAGGACGGCACUUUCCGCUCCACGGAUUCACCGCCCCUCGCCGGCAAGGAGAGGGCGACUCGACCCCAAACGUCCCUUCGUGGAUGCAGGGGCUCAGAAAGUCACCCUCUCCGGGUGAGCGGUCUGGAGUCGAGAAGUCACCCUCCCCGGGCGAGCGGUCCGGAGUCAAGAAGUCACCCUCCUCGGGCCAGCGGUCCAGAGUCAUCGAUUCACCCUCCCCAGGCCAGCGGUCCGGGGUCAAGAAGUCACCCUCCUCGGGCCAGCGGUCCAGAGUCAUCGAUUCACCCUCCCCAGGCCAGCGGUCCGGGGUCAAGAAGUCACCCUCUGUGGGCGAGCGGUCCGGGGUCAAGAAGUCACCCUCCCCGGGCCAGCGGUCCAGAGUCAUGGAGUCACCCUCCCCGGGCCAGUGUUCCGGACUCAAGAAGUCACCCUCGCCGGACCAGCGGUCCAGGGUCAGAAAGUCACCCUCCCUCGGCGAGCUGCCUGGGGUCAAGUCAUCCUCCCCGGGUGAGCCUUCCGGAGCCAGUAUCUCAUCCUUCCCGGGCCAGCGGUCUGGGCUCAAGAAGUCACCCUCCCCGGGCGAGCAGCCAGGGGUCAAGAAGUCACCCUCCCCAGGCUAGCGGUCCGGGGUCAGGACCUGACCUCAAAGGGGCUCAACUGGCUCAGGUGAAGGAGGUUCAGCAGGUGCAGCAGCCAGUCUGCCCGCUCUCUGGCCAGAGGAGCUCAGAGGACUCACCUGAGAGAGUCCUCAGGGUCGUGUACCCGGAACCGGAGGAGUCGUGGAUCGAGCCCCAGACCUCGCCCCAGAUCCCUCACCCCCGCCGGGCCUCAUUCCUCGUCCCCAACGGACACGGCGCCCCGGGGCCUCUCGGCUCGGCGGAGCGCUCGGGGCAGACCACCGCCACCCGCCCAGAUUGCCGGCAGAGAGGGGGCAAGGUGGACCCGGCGCCAUCUUCCCAGACGGGAAUCACUCCGAAGGCCGCAACCCGGACACCCGCAAGAGCUCCGGGCCCAAGAGGGGAGAGCGGGUGGGCCCCUCGCCCGAUGUGGGGGCCGGUUCUCCCGGCGAAGAGAGCUCCAGCCUUUCCGCGGGGCCCCCGCCUGCCAGAGUAUCGGGCCACGGGAUGCGGGGCAUCACCGGCGGACCCCACGACGGCCGCGCCCCGAGCCUCCCCGACGGGAGAGAGAAGACCACGGAGGAACGGAUGGCCCAGUGGCACCAGCCGCACGGGAACGGGGUCGUCCCGUCCCUGGUGAACGGCGGGAGAGACGCCGGCGCCACGCGCCCACCGGCCCCACCUCCCUCACCGGCCCCCCCCAGCUCUCUCCGGCCCCGGACAUCCGGUCCCCGCCGCGCCAACCUCCUCGCCUCCACGUGCCUCGCCACCGAACCCCUGAAGCUGUGGAGGACUGUACAGGAGCGUGACCGGAGGGCGCAGUCCAUCCCCGGAGGCGAGCCGGAGCACCGGAACAGGGAGACCCGAGGAAAACCCGCUAGGCCAGGCGGCCUGUCGGAGGAAUCCCCGGAGGCCCUGGGAUCGGCCUCGCGGCCGAGGCACGCCGCUUUCCACUCCGGUCUCCCGUACGUGUGUCACCUGGACGGGACCGGCCCAGCGUCCCCAGCGUCGCCCAUCCAGCGGGCCGUGUGACCGGAGGGCCGGCCCGCCCUGAUAGAUGCCUCCGAUGGGGCUCGGGGGAAGAUGCCCUUCGAGCCCAUCCCAACCACCAACCCUCCGGCGAAAUCCAUGUCUGGGCAACAUUCCCAGGAAUCCUCGGGCUGGAAAGGACCCGGUAGAAACAACACGGGGGCCCCUGGCCCGGAGAGAGAGGGGCCGAGUCAUCCGGACUGCCGCCCCGCCAACUCAUCCCUCCCCCUCCCCGGAGCUGUAGGCGUCGCCGGGACCCCAGCCAGACUCCAGAGAGGGGAGAAGCACGCCGGCCAACGCCACAGCGGACCCCUCGUGCCUGCCCCUCCAACCAAGGUCCCACCCCCUGCCCAGUCCGAUGGCCUUAGAGCUUCGAACCUGGGCCCGGUGUGGACUAGCAGGACACACGGAUGACACCGGGGGACGUUCCCGGGUGGGUACAGGCGUGGAUCGGCUCAAUCUCCAAACAUCAGACCACGGAAUCGGGCCCCACGGAUCUGCCGAGAGACGCCUCGGGGGAAGGGAAGAAGCCGAGCUCGUCUCCGGCGAACACCGGGCCGUUCUCCCCCGAGGGUCUCUCGCCCCUGCGGGUGGGUUUCUCCAGUCUGCUGAGUCAUGGGUCUCACCCCUCUUGACCUCAGAAUCCCUCGAAGGACGUCUUCUCAGGUCCUGGGCCAAAUUGGGCCAAGACCCUCUGAUCUGCAGAACGCUGAAAUGUGGAUGGACCAGAACACGGCUCGGGCUCGGGGGAAUCGGCCCGUCCCUUCUGAAAGAUGGCGUCUGCCAGCAUUCAACAUCAUUGUCUAUUAAACACAGUCAUCUCUCUCUGA
Molecule: messenger RNA, 2947 nt
Organism: Ornithorhynchus anatinus (platypus)
Lineage: Eukaryota; Metazoa; Chordata; Mammalia; Monotremata; Ornithorhynchidae
Product: nascent polypeptide-associated complex subunit alpha, muscle-specific form-like
Exons: 4
Coding region: 118-1728 (536 amino acids)
Source: RefSeq, a predicted model, not a curated record